Molecule: messenger RNA, 3057 nt
Organism: Xyrichtys novacula (pearly razorfish)
Lineage: Eukaryota; Metazoa; Chordata; Actinopteri; Labriformes; Labridae
Source: the annotation of a GenBank genome assembly
GUCAAACUCUCGCGCCAGAGACGGCUUCGACAGACAACGAAAACAUCGUCGUGUUUGUUUCUGUUUCUUUUGUUUAAAAAAAAAAAACCUUAGAGCAAAAUGCCCAAAGUGAAGAGGAGUCGGAAACCUCCUCCAGACGGCUGGGAGCUGAUUGAGCCCACACUGGACGAGCUGGAUCAGAAAAUGAGAGAAGGUGAGACGAUUAAAGAAGAUGAGUCUGAAAACACGCAGAGUAACGAGUAAAAACGAGUAAACCUGCUGCUUCUCAUCUGAUUGUCUCGACUAUUAUUCUAAACGAUUAUUUCAGGGAUCAUUGAAAAGGCUGAUCAGACGUUUCUGACGGUGAAACGCUUACUUAUUCUGAGGAUUUGUUCAAAAUAAAAAUAAAAAAUCAAGUUGCCUGGAGUUCGGUCAGGAGAAACUGUUUACUCUCUCAAAUAAUUUAAAUACCUCAAACACCCGUCCAAAACAAAAGGAUUUACAACACAGAGAUGUCAACCUUCUAGACAGUUAUGUUCAUUUAUGCUCUCCGUACUUAGUGGGGGUAGGGCUGGGCGAUAUGGGAAAAAGUUUAUCAUCUGUUGAGCCUUCAUCUGCAUUUCUGCCGGGGGUAGCACCAUAGACUGUAAGUAGAAUGGACACCGUCUGCCUCCUCGCUGGGUCAAGUCACUCCGAGAACAGCACACUCUGGUGACGGGCUGCAGUAAAGGUCAUAAAUCCCACCUCCUCCAGCAAUCCGUACGGAGCUGUGGACAAACUUUAGAAAUUUAUUACACAGAACUAAAUUUUUCUCCCCACUGCUUGCGAUGUUAACAUGUAGUAACUGUAAGACUGGUUUGUGCUCAAGUCCUCUUUUUUUCUGUACAGCCCAGUUUUUAAAAGUUACUAGGGGGUUCAUGUUUUCUAUGAUUGACACCUGAUAUAGCCUAUUGGCAUUCAGGGAUUGCGUAGCUCACCAGGGGGAUGUGCUGUUUGAACCAUCAUAGCGGCUCUUGGUGACUCUUCCGCCGAAUGCGUACAACGCUACUGCGCAAUGUUGAUUUCAGGAAAUGAAAAAAAAUCGCGGAAAUACCGAGAGCUUUUUGGCUUCAAAUCCGCUCUAAAAUAUUCUGGUAGACUUUAAGCUUCAUUGACUCUAGACUUGAUAAAAUACAGUAGAUCAAAACUAGUAGAUGACAUGGCACCCCAAAUCAUCACAGACUGUGGAGACAUCAUGCUGGACUUCAGGCAGUGAAUGAUGCCUUCAGUGAAAAUAGUAUAGGGGAGGAAAUCACACUUCUGUCAACCUGUAGGUUUCACAGUGACGUCAUGUCUGGUGGCCACUUUUUAUUCAUGUGAACCAAGUGAUCUGGUUUCACUUUAAAAUUCAGUUUGGGUUGUUUUUGACCAGUGCGAUGACUCCAGGAUCUCUGUGCUUCAUGAAACUUAGUUUUUUCUUGUUUGUGCAGAAAAAGACCCAAAGUUUUAAAGCUUCAGACUUAAGAAAAACAGCUACAACUGGUGACAUUUUGAACCUACAACCACACCACCACACAGGUCAUCAUCAGUCAUUAGAAUACCUUCUUAUCAGAACCAUUCUGUUUUUCCUCUUUCUCAGCUGAAACAGAGCCUCAUGAGGGAAAGAGGAAGGUGGAGUCCCUCUGGCCAAUUUUCAGGCUGCAUCAUCAGCGGAGUCGAUACAUCUUCGACCUUUUCUACAAGAGGAAAGCCAUCAGCAGAGGUAGAGGAAGUUUCUCUUGUCAUCCAGUCAAAACAUUUUACAUUUUUGUUAUUAUAACAGUUGAUGUUAUCUUGCAUCAAAACUCACUCAACAUAAUGUUUACUUAAGUUGAAUUGAAGACUUAAAAACAGGCAACUGGACUGUGUAGACUCUACACAGUCCAGUUGCCUGUUUUUAAGUCUUCAAGAUAACCAUGACCUGGAUGAAUGAGAAUCUACAUGGACAUACUUGAGUUGAAGUAAUUCAGUUCUGUGAGUGAGUUUUAAUGGCAAUGUAUCUACAAAACCUAUAAAAUAUAAGGUUGCCAUGAUUUGUAAGAGAUGUGCUGACUGUCCAAACCCUUUACUUGUAUUUUUCCUGACAGAGCUGUAUGAGUACUGUAUAAAGGAAGGAUAUGCAGAUAAGAACCUGAUAGCAAAGUGGAAGAAGCAGGGCUACGAGAACCUGUGCUGCCUGCGCUGCAUCCAGACAAGAGACACAAACUUUGGAACCAACUGCAUCUGCAGAGUCCCCAAGAGCAAACUGGAAGUUGUAAGUUUGGUAUAUAGUCUUAAACUCCUAUGGAGCUGAGGCACGCUGUAAAAUGUUGAUAAAAACAGAAUUUGAUGGUUUUUAUAUUAUUCAAGCAGAGUGAAAAUUGCUUUGACUGAAGCUGUAGAUGUCCUCCUUUCUACAGUUUAUUAUUAAAUAUAAGAGUUUAAAAUUUAGUCACAUGAUAUUUUAUAAUUGAAGUGAACCUGCCGACUUUAUGGCACUGUUCCCUCUCUGCUCUCAUGUACUUAACCACUGUCUUCUUCUCUGCAGGGGAGGAUCAUUGAAUGCACCCACUGUGGAUGCCGAGGUUGUUCUGGCUAGGCGCAGAUUUUGCUCGUCUUUCUGUCUCACACAGCCUCCAUCUGCAGUCUCUAAAAACCUCAGAGCAACAUCAUCUUACUUUAGUCAGAAACCAAAUCUUCAUCAUCAUCAUCAUCAUUCGCUGCCUUUAUUGGAGGGAGGGCUGGAGCUUGUAGUCUUCUCCUUUAAACACAGGAGCGCAAGAGGUGGUAAAUGAAGGGGGCAUUUUUUCUUUUCUUGUCAUUUAUUUUCUUCUUUUUUUGAUAUCUCGCCCUGAACUCCAGAAGUUCAAAAGUAGAAGCUGAGGUCAGCAGCUUCUAGAUCAGAUGUGUUUUAGAGCUAGUUUUGCCCAUCGUGAAGAUUUUAAAUUCUUGUGUUUUCAUUUCAUCUAAAGGGCUGACAGAGGGGGAGUGGUUUUUGUUCAGAAAAUGUGAUUGUUUGAACCUGUAAACUUCAUUUUUGUUGUCUACUUUUAAAUAAACCAUUUCUCAUUUACUUACUCA